AUGUCUACUAAGAAGAAACAAGUGAUCACUCCUCGAAAUCACAAUCCUGUUAAGCAUCAAUGCAGUAUAUGUAAAGAGACUGGUACUGUUAUGGUGAUAUGUACAAAAUGUGAUAAACAAUUUUGUAAUAAACAUUAUAAACAACAUCAAAUUGAACUUAAACAUGAUCUAAAUAAUGUAAUUGAAAAACAUGCUGUAGUUAAUAAAGAAAUUAUUGGAGGACAUGAGAAUUUUUAUGAACACAAUGAUGAUAAACGUGAAAAGAAUCAUACAAUUCUUGUUAAUCAACGAAAUCAUCAUUAUCAAUCGAAAGAUGAGAGUGAUGCAGUUAUUGAACAUAUCGAAACAAUAUUAAUUAGUAAAAUAAAUCGUUGGGAACAUGAUAUGGUUCAACGUAUUAAAUCUGCUGCUAAUCAAGCUCGUAAUACAAUAUCGAGUAUAACACAUGAUUAUCAAAAUGAAAUACGAAACGAUUUUCAACAAUUAACAAAUGAAUUUGAAGUAAAACGUGCUCAUGAUAAUUAUAAUGAACGUGAUCUUAAACAAUGGAAUCAAAAACUUGAUCAAAUUCAACAAAAAGUAAAUAAUGCCGUUCAGAUUGAUACAGAACAAAGUCAAACAAUUAAUUGGUCAAAAAUGAUUACAGUCAAAUGGAAUGGUAAAACGGUUACAAGUACUAUAAAACGUAUGCCAUUAGUACUAAAGCAAGAAUUAUCUGAAUAUCAACAACCUGUUCAGCAAAAUCAACAGCAGCGAGUUCAACCUCAAACACAACAACUUCACUAUUUUGCAAAUUUAAUUAUUCAAAAACCUCAUAAAAUUAUGCGUAUAAAAAAUGAAUAUGGUGGUUUAAUUUGUGCAUCGGAUAAUCGUAUUUUAUAUCAGGACACUGAAGAAACUUUAUGUUUAAUUGAUUAUGUAUGUAAAAAUAAACAAAUUAUUAAAUGGAAUAAGGAAGACGAUAUUGUUGAUAUGUGUUGGCUCAAAUUAUUAGAUCAAUUUAUCUUAUUAACAAAAGAAUAUAUUUUUACAGUAAAUCCAUUUGAUUUACAAGUACAUAAUAGUUCAAAACAAAUUCACUCAAAUGAAGGUGAAUAUAAAAGUUGUACAAAUAUAGACAACAUUUUAUUUCUUAGUUUUAACAGACCAAAUUCUCCAUUGGAACAAUGGAAUAUACAAGAUUGGAAAUUAAUUAAUCGAUGGACAAAACUAUUUGAUAAAGAUGAUAAUGUUAAAUGUAUUCGAUUUUUAAAUAAAACUCAAUUAGCAUUAUUAAUCGAAAAUCGAUUAGAAAUACGUAAUUGUAUAACAAUGAAUAUUAUUCGUGCAACAAAAUUCAUUGAUGUUAGAACUCAUGGUCUGGUCUGUUUACCAACAAUACAAAAUUAUUGUCUAGUUAUUAAUCACAGUUUUCAUCAAGACAUUGCACAAUCAUCUAAUUUACUUUUAAUCGAUGAUAAUGGACAGAAAAUCAAAACAAUACAUUAUAAUGAACCAAUAUGGUCAAUGAUUUAUUUUCAAGAUAAAAAUACGUUCAUUAUACGAACAUUAAAUGAAAUGUUAUUCUAUACUACAUGA
Didymodactylos carnosus is the source of this 1578-nucleotide messenger RNA. The record is from the annotation of a GenBank genome assembly. NCBI's taxonomy places the organism in Eukaryota, Metazoa, Rotifera, Eurotatoria, Philodinida, Philodinidae.